UUGAAACCCUUUUCCUCCAUAUAAUGGAAAAGAGUAACUGGUUAUCUAAAUUUAGCUAAUCUAUGCAACAAAUUCUAAUGAAUGUUGAAUACAUACCAAAAACAACACAAGGCCAUAUGUCUUUUUUCUUCUAAGGGUCAAAGACGUAAUCUGCAGAGUCAUGUUUGGUGGACAGAUGUGAAUGUAAGCUUUAAUUUGAGUGGCUGAACAUAGAACCACAAUACAGUGGUGGUUUUCUUCUUCCCUUUCCUGUGUGUGGUUGAAGAAAACUGUGCAGUCCCUGCAGUGCCAUAUUUAUUUCUCCUUUGACUGCUGCAGCUUUACAUCUCUAAACAGCAGAAACCGCCUUUGUGCUCAUUAUCUCGGAUCUUUUCUUUUGAAGAGCUGCUGUUUUUGUUUCCACUGCCCCGCCAUGUUUCCCAAUGACUCUCUGCCCACCAACACAGUCAAGCCUUCUAAAGAUGGCCAGGAAACUAUGGUGGGCAUCAGUGCCAUUAUGGACAAUGUCAGUAUCAUUCUCUAUGCACUGACUGUUGUACUUGGCAUCACAGGAAACUCUAUGGUCAUCUGGGUGGCUGGAUUCAAAUUUAAGCCAAAGGUCACCAACGUGUGGCUGGUGAAUCUGGCGAUAGCAGACCUGAUCUUCUGCUUCACACGAGUUUUUUCUCUCACUAAGAAGCUCUUCCUUGAGCACUGGCCUUUCGGCCUCUUCGUCUGCAAGUUCGAUGCCUUCUUCAAAUACACCAACAUGUUCUGCUCUGUCUUCCUGCUGGCUGUGAUCAGUCUGGAUCGAGUGCUCUGCAUCUGGCAGCCCGUCUUCACAAAGCGUCGUCGCACCCUGUGGGCAGCGAGGGUGGUGGCAGUCUGUAUCUGGAUAGCAGCCAUCCUUUUCAGCAUUCCUUACUUCAUCCAUCGCCAAGUCUAUCUGUGCAAGAAGAACCUGAGUAUGUGCUCUCUUCAUCCAAAAGAGAACGCAGAAGGGUACAACAGCACCAAAGUUGCUCUCUACUCCAUCCGCUUCCUGUGUGGCUUCAUAAUUCCCUUUAUGGUGAUUCUGGUCUGUUAUAUCUUGGCCGCUGUGGGAAUCCGACGCACCCGCCUGUCAGGGAAGACCCGCCCUCUACGUAUACUAGCAUGUUUGGUCAUUGCCUUCUUCCUGUGCUGGGCGCCUUACCACUGCCUCUUACUGGUGAAGAUGGUGGACAGUAAAUACGCUCUGUUCAAAAUCUGGUUCCCUGUAGCAAAGGGUAUUGCCUACUUCAACAGCUGUGUGAACCCACUGUUAUACUUCUGCAUGGGGCUAAAAGUCAGUGAGGGAUUUAGACAGAGUCUGAUAAGAAUUUAUAAAAGAGGCCUGGCAGAUGACAUAGACGGCCAGAUGACUCACUCCACUGAUCGCUCUUUGGAUUAAAGCUCAGGGUUGAAACACGGCAGUCUUGUAGUGGUAGGAAAGAGUCAGACAGCACUGACUAAAAUUUAAGUUUCUUCCAAUGAUCCUGAAGUUCAGAAGAGCUACAACAAAUCAACAAAAGAAUACCUGAAACACAAAAGUACUACAGUGUUCAAAAUCCAGAUCUCAACCCAAAUGAUGUCUACAGGGCAGUCAACAACAUAGUUAUUGGACUAAUGUAGGACUACUAUCAGCAACCAGCCAACCUAGUAAUGUCAUAUUCUGUUUUCUAACAAGAUGGCACUGCCCAUGCUCUAAAAAUUGUAUUUUAAAUCACAGCCUCACAGAAAGUAUUAAAUUUGUGACAUUUUGGGGGGACAAGGCUCCGUGGUGUAAAUUAGGCUAGGUAGUGUUUUAUGUCCACUUUAAUGCACAUCAAAUGCCAAGUGAAUAAUCUCUUUCUCCUUUGGGUGGGCAUGUCUGAAAGCAAUCACUGAAAUUUGUUUUUUGUUAUUAUUAUUAUUGUUUAUUAUUGCGCUGAGACUUUUUUUUUUUUUUCCAUAUCGGUUGUUAUGGCUGUUCCUGCUGUAAAGUGUAAAGUGAAUUCAAGUUUUCCUUCAUUUUAUCCUACUGCUUUGGUGGAUGUUACUAGCUCUUAUGCAGUAUUUUGUAAAGACAUGAUUAUACCCCGUAAGCGC
Maylandia zebra (zebra mbuna) is the source of this 2088-nucleotide messenger RNA. RefSeq names its product formyl peptide receptor 2. The record is from RefSeq and is a predicted model, not a curated record. Gene Ontology annotation, molecular function: G protein-coupled receptor activity; complement receptor activity. Gene Ontology annotation, biological process: complement receptor mediated signaling pathway; inflammatory response; positive regulation of cytosolic calcium ion concentration. Lineage: Eukaryota; Metazoa; Chordata; Actinopteri; Cichliformes; Cichlidae. Gene Ontology annotation, cellular component: plasma membrane.